This is a messenger RNA of Zychaea mexicana, 357 nucleotides long. RefSeq lists its product as uncharacterized. The transcript has 3 exons. The annotation marks the transcript as partial. NCBI's taxonomy places the organism in Eukaryota, Fungi, Mucoromycota, Mucoromycetes, Mucorales, Lichtheimiaceae. The record is from RefSeq and is a predicted model, not a curated record.
AUGAGACAAGCAUCGCUCAACGAAGAACUCGAAUCCAUCACUCGAGAUUAUGAUUAUGGUAUCGUCCCUGGGUCAGCCACUAUCUUUGUUCUCGAUGAGAUAGAAAAUUUGGGUCGGCUGGAUCUGACGCUUUUGGAAGGUGUCAUGAUUGUCGUGGAAGUGAAUAGUCAAGGAUAUAAGAUCACGUCACAUUCUCCACUGUAUAGUGGCGCAUCGGCUUUGGCAACGACACAAUCCAUUCUAGCACACAUCAACCAACCGUUUGAAACCAUGGAGAACCUGCUUAUGACCGUCUCGCCCAUGUUUUGCCAACGAUUCCAAGAAGUUCUGUACGAGAAAUUGCAAAGCGUCAACCAA